AUGAUCGGAUCCGGAUGGAUCGCAAGAAGGUUGAGGCAAGCACUCCAGGGAGUCGCAGAACUGAGGUCAUUCCUCGGUCUAGCCAACUAUUAUAGGCGCUUCAUCAAAGAAUACUCGAAGAUGAUAGCACUUCCGACGAAUCUGUUGAGGAAGGAUAGACCGUGGCUGUGGGAUUAUGAGUGCGAGGAUGCAUUUAGGAUGCUGAAGAAAGCAAUUGCUUCUGCAUCAGUACUGCAACUUCCAGACUUCACGAAAGCCUUCGAAGUGUAUACUGAUGCAUUAGAUCAUGCGAUUGGGGGAGUGUUUAUGCAAGACAAGCACCCGAUUGCAUUUGAAACCAGAAAGCUGAAAGAGUGCGAGCAAAGAUAUAGCACGUACGAGAAAGAAAUGAUGGCUAUAAUCGCAGAGAAAGUUGACCCCAAAGCAAGCUAUUGGCAGGAGUUUCUGGCCGAGUUUGACUUUGAUUGGAUUUAUAAGCCAGGAAAGGAGAACGUGGUGGCCGAUACACUUAGCAGAAAGUAUGUCGAAGAGUACGUUGCUGCACUUAGUACUUAUGCUGUGUUUGUUGGUGCGCCGAAGGCGUGCCUGGCUGAUGUUGCCGCUGAAUUAUUUUUCAGACAUGUUAUGAGGUACUUCGGUUUAUCCAAAGACAUCAUAAGUGACAGGAAUACCAGAUUCACGGGCAUUACGCGACGACAAGUCAAAAAAUGGCUGGAGUUGCUGGAUGCUGCACAAUUUUGCUACAAUCUUCACAAGUCAUCCACAACUAAGUUGAGUCCGUUCGAGUUGGUGAAUGGACAACAACCUCUAACUCCGCAUGAAGUUGCUCUUCACGACUGGAGUUGUUGUCCAGUAGCGCACCGGUUUGCUCAUGCCAAGGAGGAACUUGAAGAUGAAACGAGAGAUAGUUUGCUGAUGGCACAGCAACGCAUGAAGAAGUACGCGGACCAACAGAGACGGGACUUGGAGUUCCACGUGAGAGAUCAAGUGAUAUUGAAACUGACUCCCCAGAUCUGGAAGAAAGUAAGCAGUAAGACAGUCCAUCGUGGAUUCAUUCCUAAGUAUGAUAGGCCGUUUGAAGUGAUCAAGAAGGUAGGUUGUGUAACUUACCGUUUGAAGCUGCCGGACAGACUUAAGAUCUACCCGAUCUUUCGUGUGAGCUUUCUGAAACCCUUCAACCAGGACGAGAUGGAUGACGGACGGAGGCAAGCAAAGUGUGCUCCGCUGGUGAUUCGUAAGCAAUUUCAAAAAGAUAUGGAGGCAGUACUGGAUUACAGAACGAUGGGGCAAAGUAAAAAGAAUAGGCGGAUAGAUUACUUGAUCUACUAG
This is a messenger RNA of Coffea eugenioides, 1329 nucleotides long. RefSeq lists its product as uncharacterized. Gene Ontology annotation, molecular function: nucleic acid binding. Bases 1 to 1329 code for a protein of 442 amino acids. The record is from RefSeq and is a predicted model, not a curated record. Lineage: Eukaryota; Viridiplantae; Streptophyta; Magnoliopsida; Gentianales; Rubiaceae. The transcript has 4 exons.